UUUUGAGACAUCAGAACCUAAAUGCCAAAGACAUCUAUGACGACACACUUGCUAGUGUUGUUUCUUGCAGUGGUGGUUCUCACCACUUCUUCCAGUGCUAAUUAUCAAUAUGAGAAGCCUCCUCCUAUUGAGAAGCCUCCUCUUCAACCCCCUCCAAUAGAGAAGCCACCCCCAGAACACAAACCACCGACUCCAGUUUAUCAAAAGCCUCCUCCCAUCGUGAAACCACCCCCAGAACACAAGCCACCUACCCCAGUUUAUCAAAAGCCUCCUCCCAUCGUGAAGCCUCCCCCAGAACACAAGCCACCCACCCCAGUUUAUGAAAAGCCUCCUCCCGUCGUGAAGCCACCCCCCGAGCACAAGCCACCAACCCCAGUUUAUGAAAAGCCUCCUCCCGUCGUAAAGCCACCCCCAACCCCAGUUUAUCAAAAGCCUCCUCCAGUCGUGAAGCCACCCCCAGAGCACAAGCCACCAACCCCAGUUUAUCAAAAGCCUCCUCCAGUCGUGAAGCCACCCCCAGAGCACAAGCCACCAACCCCAGUUUAUCAAAAGCCUCCUCCCGUCGUGAAGCCACCCCCAGAGCACAAGCCACCCACUCUUCCUCCCAUUGUAGAGGCACCGCCAAAGCACCCGCCAUUGCCACCUUAUGGUCAUGACUAUCCAGGACACCCUCCAGUCGAGAAGGGUCAAGACCCCCACAAACCACCCCAGAAGGAUUUACCUCCUCCAGCACCGUACAAGAAGCCACCUACCAAUGCCUAAUCUGGCCCUCCAGCCUUCAUCACCUAUUAAAUAAGAGCGUAGCAGUACUCAUGAUUAUAUAUGCGUCCAAGCUUGUGUCAUGUUCUGUUCGUCUAUAGCUAGCGGAUGAUUGCUCAAUUCACAUUGCUCAUUAAUUACAGUGUUGCUUCUACUUGUAACUGCUGAGCAAAUCCGAAUUUCAAGUUUAAUGCAGUGAAUUUCAUCUUCAGUAUUAAUUUAUAGCAAUUCAUAAUA
Juglans regia (Persian walnut) is the source of this 996-nucleotide messenger RNA. Its product is annotated as proline-rich extensin-like protein EPR1. Bases 22 to 762 code for a protein of 246 amino acids. The record is from RefSeq and is a predicted model, not a curated record. The transcript has a single exon. Lineage: Eukaryota; Viridiplantae; Streptophyta; Magnoliopsida; Fagales; Juglandaceae.